GUUAUUUUUAAUAGGCUUAUCUCCCUUAGUUUAAAUUACGACAUAGCUAUUAGAUAGACUAGCUAUUGGGUAUUUGUCUUUUGAACGUUGAUGGUAUGAGGGUCCAUAUACAACGACAGAUGAUCACUGUUUUCCAAAUUUUAUCUGCUAGUAAAUCAAGCGCCGGAUGCUUCGGGACCACAUAUACACUUGCCCUAUCUGUCAAGCCAAGUGUACAAAUAGCAGUACAGAAAACAAAUAGGUUCUCCACUUUGCUGUCCACUUUCAAGUCCAAAACAGGAGCUGCAGGUGCUAAACAAUCACAGACCAGUGAGCAACCAAUUGCUACCAUGGCAACAGAAAAAGUGGAGGCAGUUGUCUGUAAUGUCAAUGACCUCAAGUCUGGGGAGAUGAAGGAGGUGGAUGUGGGUGGGGUGGGGACAGCCCUGCUGGUACGGGAAGGGGACAUCUUCUACGCCAUAGGACCUAAGUGCUCACACUAUGGGGCACCACUCUCCAAAGGUGUCCUCUGUAAUGGAAGGGUUCGUUGUCCAUGGCAUGGUGCAUGUUUUAACGUGAAAAAUGGCGAUAUUGAAGAGUUCCCUGGCCUUGACAGUGUCCCUUCAUAUAAGGUUGAGGUGACAGAGGGCAAGGUCAAAGUGCGAGCCGACAAGUUAUCUCUAACCAAUGUAAAGCGUCAGAGGGCCAUGUGUAAGGCAUCGCCUGGCAACAAGAGUGUGCUAAUCAUCGGUGGUGGCCCGGCGUCAGUCAUGUGUGCAGAGACACUGCGCCAGGAAGGAUUCCAGGGGGAGAUAACCAUUGUUACUCGAGAGAAGUACCUGCCAUAUGAUCGCAUUAAACUUAGCAAGGCCAUGGACAUUAAACCCGAUGCCAUUGCUCUACGAACUGCUGACUAUUACAAAAACCACGACAUUUCAGUCAAACUUGGGACAGAGGUUACACAUGUUAGUACAUCUGAGAAGUUGGUGAAAUGUGCAGAUGGAUCGUCAGCUAAAUAUGACAAGCUUGUGAUUGCAACAGGUGGACAGCCGCGAGUGCUGCCUACCCCAGGUGUAGACCUGGAGAACGUUUAUUCUCUACGUACACCUGAUGACGCCAACAGCAUUGCUGCAGCAGCUAAAGGGAAACAUGUGGUCAUCAUAGGGUCUUCUUUCAUUGGCAUGGAAGUGGCAGCAUACCUUGCUGAUAAGGCUGCUAGCCUGUCUGUUGUGGACAUUGUCAAAGUGCCUUUCCAACUCACACUAGGGGACAAAGUGGGCUCUGUUCUGCAGAAGAUGCAUGAAGAGAAUGGUGUGAAGUUUCAUUUUGAGGCAGGAAUCAAGGAGUUUAUUGGAGAGGCAGGCAAGCUAAAGGAAGCUGUGCUCACAACAGGGGUGAGACUGCCAGCUGACCUGGCCAUCCUGGGAGUAGGAGUGGUACCAGCUACUAGUUUUCUAAAGGAUUCAGGAAUCAAAAUGACUGACCGAGGCUUUGUGCCAGUAGACGAGACUAUGGCUACCAGCGUUGCAGACGUCUAUGCAGCAGGAGAUAUUGUGGAGUUUCCACUCUUCAGUGCUGGAGAUAGAAACGUCAAUGUGCAGCAUUGGCAGAUGGCACACGCUCAUGGACGUACUGCUGCUCUAAGUAUUUUAGGCAGACCCACCCCUAUCCGUAGUGUUCCAUUCUUCUGGACCGUUAUGUAUGGCAAGUCUGUACGAUACACAGGUUAUGGACCUGGCUAUGAUGAUGUUAUUGUGCAUGGUGAUCUGGAGGACUACAAGUUUGCUGCAUUCUAUACAAAGGGCAAUGAUGUUGUGGCAGCGGCUAGUUUGAACUUUGACCCUUUAGUUUCCCAAGUAGCAGAAAUGUUCCAGGCUGGCAAAACCAUUUCAAAAGAUGAAAUUAAGAAGGACCCAAAAUCCUGGCUUGCAAGGCUUUGAAGUGUUUGACCAAAACACAUGGGAGGAAAAAAGUGUAUUGUGACUUGUUGUUGACCUGGAUGAUGUUGGUAUAUUUUAGUCAGUUGAAUAUAAAUUUAUGUAGAAAUUACAAGACAUAAUUAUUGGUUACUUUUAUAUUUAAUGUUUAUUGGUUACUUUUAUGUUAAAUGUUUAAGUCCCUGUAAGAAAACAAUAGGGGAUAUUAUAGGAACACCCUUCAGCAGUUUUUCACUUGAUCAGUCUGCCAGUCCAUCAGUUGGUCUGUAACACAUGAUUGCCUUCUCCGUAUACUUCACUUCAUCAGUCUGCCAGUCCAUCAGUUGGUCUGUAACACAUGAUUGCCUUCUUCAUAUACUUCACUUCAUCAGUCUGCCAGUCCAUCAGUUGGUCUGUAACACAUGAUUGCCUUCUCCGUAUACUUCACUACCCUAUGAGGGAUUUUUAUUUUAAUUUGCUUAAAAUAUUAAACGCAUUUUGACGAUUGACAACAGCCAUGCAUCAGUCAUGCCUGCUCAAGCACUAAGAUUUGAGCCGUCUGUUUUAAUUUCUGCCUCAUACAUCCCUUACCCUUUUAUGAUGAGCAGACGUCAGUUUUGCUGUCUCAAAAUCAAGGUAACUCCUUCAAGGUCAACCAACAUCAAUUUCAUAAAUUACUUCAUACUUCAAGGAAUAAGUUGACAGAACAAAUACACUCUUUAAUAGAUAAUGUAUGAAACUGCAUAGAGAAAAAUGGUAACAUCCUUGAUAAUUGUACCUUUCACAGGCCAUUCAGAGACGACACUUUCCACAUCAAUUAUAGUGUUGUUCACAUGUAGAAACUCUAGCCAGAGAUAAGCUUAUGCUGACAUGAAUAAUUCCUAUGCAAUCUCUGUAUAUGCAAAAGUGUUGUGAGCUGAUAAUGUUAUAAAACAUGAUCAUAGUUAAUACAAUUAAAAAAAAUAAGUUUGCAAAAAGAAGCCUCAUCGUGUCAAAUUGCCUGUAUUUAGUUUCCUAUUUAUUUGAUAGAGUUGGUCAAGAACAUUUGUGUGAAUUGCUUUUUUUCUAAACAGAUAUUUAUCAAUGCUGUAAAGUAGUUUAAAAUGUAUAGAUUUAAUAUUUGUAAAAGCAAUAUAUUUCAUUUAACAGAACAUAAUUGAAAAUUAUUUGUUAUUGUUUUGAGUAUAUAUGCUAUAAAAAUAUAAUACAUUAAUCUUACUAUA
Molecule: messenger RNA, 3118 nt
Organism: Dreissena polymorpha
Lineage: Eukaryota; Metazoa; Mollusca; Bivalvia; Myida; Dreissenidae
Product: apoptosis-inducing factor 3-like
Exons: 17
Coding region: 96-1919 (607 amino acids)
Cellular component (GO): cytoplasm
Molecular function (GO): oxidoreductase activity, acting on NAD(P)H; 2 iron, 2 sulfur cluster binding; flavin adenine dinucleotide binding
Source: RefSeq, a predicted model, not a curated record